Messenger RNA from Oncorhynchus mykiss (rainbow trout), 3248 nucleotides. NCBI's taxonomy places the organism in Eukaryota, Metazoa, Chordata, Actinopteri, Salmoniformes, Salmonidae. The record is from RefSeq and is a predicted model, not a curated record.
CGAACGCACCCACGUGUUAGAAAGUAUUGUAUCUCGCAAACUAGAUAGCUUGGGUGCUUGACUGCUUUGUGAGGUCAGAACGCUCGCCCUGAGAGCGAAACGAUCUGAAUUUACGAACAAACAAUCUGACAACGCUCUAAAUUUCCGAACGGCCCAGAGCGCACUCCAUGGUGGAUUUAUGAACGCCAACUGUGGCCUAGUUCAAGAAGGUCGGCCUGAGCUAGGCGCUGCGUGGAUUCGAUUACAAAAUACAAGGGAAAUCCACGAUGGAGGGCAUGGAUUUGGACCUGGACCCGGAGUUAAUGCAAAAAUUUAGCUGCAUGGGCACUACCGAUAAGGACAUACUCAUAGCCGAGUUUCAGAGAAUGCUUGGGUUUCAACUGAACCCCGCUGGAUGCGCCUUCUUCUUGGACAUGACCAAUUGGAACUUACAAGCAGCCAUCGGAGCCUACUAUGACUUUGAAAGCCCCAACAUCAACGCACCAUGCAUGUCUUUUGUUGGGGAUGUGACGAUCGGGGAGGGGGAGUCUGUGCCCCCUGACACGCCCUUCACUAAGACGUGGAGGAUACAGAACACAGGAGCAGAGUCUUGGCCCCCUGGGGUAUGUCUGAAGUAUGUUGGAGGGGACCAGUUUGGUCAUGUGAACAUGGUGAUGGUGCGCUCAUUAAACCCCCAGGAGAUGGCUGAUGUCAGCGUACAGAUGCGCAGCUCCCUUUCCCCUGGCAUGUACCAGGGCCAGUGGAGGAUGUGCACAGCCACCGGACUCUUCUAUGGGGAUGUGAUCUGGGUAAUCGUCAGCGUGGAGGUGGGAGGCCUCCUUGGCGUGACGCAGCAGAUGUCCUCCUUCCAGGCCGAGUUCAACACCCAGCCUGCCCGCAACGUGGAGGGAGACUACAACCCCUUCGCCUCGCCACAGAAACACGCCGGUGCCCACGAUAACAGUCACCGUGACGACAGCGGCCUCAAGGACCCCGCGGACGUCUGGGAGGGUGGCCCGGACCGAAUGCAGCAAGAGCAAAAUGGACUGUCACACAACUCUGUGAAUAUAGCAACAAACGGGCUCCAAAGCAACCUAGUGACUUACAGUCAGGGUAUUCACGAACCCUAUCCUUUUGGGCAGUCUUAAAACAUGGGAAACAUCGUCACAUCCAGGCAGCACUGUGUUCCUGGAUCCACAACAUCUAUUGUGGGAGGAGGCUUUACUUGUGGCUGGUAGAGUAUCCUGAGAUUCAUACAAACACUUAUGCAAAGUUCCCCCUCCACUUUACGCAACACAAACGGAAACCAGAAGACAAAGCUGCUCUGUUCUCCCAGCAUACGACUCAACCAACAAGAUCCCACAUCCAUUGAAUGCAUGUGUGAAUGUUAAGUUAAAAAUGAGUGCUACAAAUCUUUUUUUAAAGAGAUGAGAUACAAGUUUUUUUUUCUGGUCUUUAUUUUGAGUUAUUUAGUUGUCAUGUCCGAAUGCUGUUGAGACUACAGUGAUGAAAGGAGCAGUGUGUGUUUGCGUCGGAGUGUGCAUGUGAGUGGGUAUGUGUGUUUGCUUGGUUUAUGCAACCUGAAAGAGACAGACUAGGGAGGAAAAGCCAUUUAUUUUGCGUACUGAUCCUCUAGUUCCUAAGCUGACUUAAAAAAAAAAAAAAGUAACCUCUCUUCUUUUCAUACUUUUUAAAAUCCUAAUUUCACAGUGUAUACUUUUUAGGGACAGGAGAAUAAUUCAGCAAAUUUAGCAGCCUGAUAAGCAUGUAUUGUUUUGGAUGUUUUUCUGGUAACAACAAAGGAAGAACAGCUUAUUCACCUGCAAAUCCCAUUUGCUGCAGCUUCACUUUUGAUUGUUGGUUGGUUCUGUUACUCUGAAGUUGAGCUACAGUAUAUCCAUCCACUAGAGGGAGGUCUUUAUCAAAAUUGCAGUUUCCCACUUACCAAUUGGUGAAAAAAAGAAACAUUAACUAACAUUUACUCAUGUCAGGAUCAAUACUUGGAAAGUAGAUUAUAUCACCACACUGUAGGUUCAAUUUGUUUUAAUAGGGCUUCAUCAUUUUGUUCUGUGAGAUUGCAAAAGUUCACAUGUUGCAAAGCAGUGUCGUUUCUUGGUUUUGUCAUUUUGAGUUGAAUGUAUUUGCUGAAUGUAGAGCUAUGUUGUUUUGAAGCAUUUUUGUUUUAUCUGCCCAAAGAUCUUAUACAUUUGCCUUGAAGACACAGCUUCAUUUAAGGUUUUCAGAUUUUCUAACUCUUUUUGUUCAUUAUUAUUUAUUCCAAAGCCCAGGAAAAUGAAUCUGUUCUUGAGAGAAAAUUCUGAAAUUACAAUGACAGUGUCCUCUUGUUCAGACAAUGUUAAACCCAACCAUUUAUUCAAAUAUACAGGCCUUCAUUUUGUUAGUCCCUCUAAAGACUAUAUUUUAAAGAAUGUUUUAAAUGACUUGCACUAACUGGCUAAUCUCUAUGCACUGAGUAGUUUGGCCUCCAGCCCAAACGUGAGAUAUUUUACUAUUGCUCCUUAUGAUGCCAGUUGUCUUUAUGCUUCAGUUUCAUGCCUGGGACACUACAUGCCUGGUAGGCUACAUGUGUGGUCCUCCUCUGUUUUGUUAUCUUUCCAUCUGCAACCAGGGAUUGACUUUGAAAACCUGGCUUGCAAGAUUACAUUUUUCAAAUAUUUACUAUUUACUUCAUUGCAUUGGGGCAGUUGGGCAACAAACGGCAGCAAGCUCAUUUGCACCCAGGGAUGAUUGACUGUACUUUGUCAAUGUGACAGCAGUGUCAUUGUCCAGAACCACACCUCCUGUCAUAGGCAGAUUAGCUAUGUUACAGUUUUCCCCUGAAGGCAUUUGGUAAUAUCUUAGAUCAAUUGCAUGUGCUCUUCAAAUUUAUGAAGCAAGUUAAUGACAAAUGUUUCUCCUCGUCGUAACAGGUAUACACUGCCCAUUAAUCUCCUUGGUUGUGUCUCAAAUUGCCCCCUAUUCCCUUUAUAGUUUCCUUACUAUAUAGGGUACCGUUUAUGACACACCCCACAUUCGUAUGUUUUUUGUUUACAGUCGGAUGUCACAUAUUGAGUGAUUCAUUGCUUUUUUUUUAGGGGGUAUGAUAGAUUUUUUUUCUGUGAAGUUUUCAGGGGUUAGAAUGGUGAAUGGAUGACUUUUGGAAUUCUACAGCAGAACAUUUAUGAGACAGAGUCAGCAAAGAUAUGAAAGCAUUUUUCCUGUAUGUUUGAACGAACGUUUGUAUGAUUAAAUUAUCACUGAAAACAAAA